Molecule: messenger RNA, 6863 nt
Organism: Spirometra erinaceieuropaei
Lineage: Eukaryota; Metazoa; Platyhelminthes; Cestoda; Diphyllobothriidea; Diphyllobothriidae
Source: the annotation of a GenBank genome assembly
AUGUCCCCCACCCCGUAUGCACGGUUCAGCCAUUUCUACCUGGAAUUAGUAGGCACCCUGCCUCUGUCCAGUGGCUGUUCCUAUCUCCUCAUUUGUGUGGAUCGAUUCACAUGGUGGUUGGACGCUAUUAUCCUGCCUGGUUUCGCUGCUACAGUCUAUCCUCUGGCAGCCAAUGGGUUGGUCGAGCAGUUUCACCGUCAGUUGAAGGCCUUUCUACGCGCCGCAGACGAUCCGGAGAAAUGGACAGACCACCUCCCUCUGGACCUGUUGGGCAUUUGCUCUUCCCUCAAGUCUGACCUUGACUGUUCCGUAGCUGAACUCGUAUUCGGUGCCACCGUCCGACUUCCCAGUCAGAUGGAAACCCUGCGAUUUGCAGUCGAGGAUCCUACCAACCUCCUACACUGUCUGUGGCAAUUCAUGCGGUCACUUUCCCCGGUUCCGCCUAGGUCAUUCGUCUCCAAAUCUUGCCUAGAGAAAGAAUUGGCGGCAUGCCCUCACGUCUAUCUCCGAUGUGAUCGAGUCGGCCGGCCAUUGGAACCACCCUCCGAUGGCCUCUUCCGAGUUAUCUCUCGGGGAACGAAGAACUUCCGCAUCCUAUUCGGAACUCGCGAGGAGGUCGUGAUCGUGGAACGUCUCAAAGCUGCUAUCCCGAACACUCCUCCGGAUGAGCCCUGUGGUCCCCUACUCCCUGCUCCACCUCCCCGGCCCUCUAUCCCUCCGUCCCGUAUGUUUCGUCUGUCCCCAUGUCCGCGACCCCCAGUUCCAACUACCACUUCGUCAACCAACAACACUGUAACCGCGAGCCGUACUCACUCUUUACCUGUGUUCCCCUGUAUAUAUCACCCUUAGUGGACGCCAUUUUCAUCUUCCUGACUGUUUGGUUACUCAUGUUUUUUAGACAUGAACACUUCCUUCGGCGUCGUUACGCGCCGCCUUCGGUCUAGCCGGAGGUACUGCAGCAGUUCGCGUCUCCUUGUCCUCCGCCUUUGUCACGCUGCCUUCCUGUCCGCCUCACACUCCUUGUCGAUCCGCUGCCGGGACGCGUGAGGCUUGUCACUAGCCUCGCGAGUGGUGAAAGUCAAUCAACGCUGUCCCUCCUCUGAGUGGAUAGCGGACGCUGGGACAACUAAAGGCGCACACAUGCGCUGGGUCUCAGAACCUCGAAGGCGGACGCAGAAAAACAACUUGCCUGGAGAGCGCGCUUGCGACGACUGCUUGCGGAUCUUUGUGCACUCAAUUCAAUAGUAAAGUUUGUUCGAACCCAAUCUGUCUUCCCUGACUUUUGCUUUAGGAAUCUUAGUCUUGUCGACCACACAUCCCACUUUCGCAGUGUCAGCAGCAGGGUAUUUGUCUAAUCUGAGUUGUAAUGCGACUCUCUGCUGGUGGAUAAGUGUCGUAACGUAGCUUGUAAAGUCGCAUAGAUUCACGUCAGUCAGUGAGUCCUCGGAUAUCGUCCUCCCUACAAAACGACAAUUUGCUCAACGUCAAUUUCAGCCACACAUGCGAUUGAAGAUGACAGUAAAGUGAGUCUCCGAGGCCUUCCGUGUGCGAGCUUGAUGACUUCAAUAACAGUCCUGCAGGUAUAAUCGUUUAAUCUGUCCAAAUUACACCUACCAUCUCAAUUUUCUGAGUUUUCACACUACUCAGACGGGCGUUUUUUAGUCUGAGAUCUGCUUUCAGCAAACCCAACCAAAUCCAACGCUUCUGUAUCCCUCUUCUUCGACCCCUUUUUCCCUUGAGAUACACCCUCGGCAAGAUUUGCGGCCACUUCUCCAAGUUUUCCAUAAGAUGGGCAUGCCAGUAUUUGACAUCAAACUCCACUCUUGUUAUAAUUACUUCAUAACACUGAAAUGAUCGAGGUUGCGCACAUGUUUUCUUUUUCUUUGUGGAAAUGUUGAAGUUGGUGUUGACGGUGAGGAGCUCCUGCUCCGCCUAAUUCUCCAGGAACAGUCCGUUGCUGUAUGGUGGUCUGCUUCGCGGCAUUUAUCUUCUUCCUCCCAGAUCGCAUGAUAUAUACCUACUCGGUAUUAAAACAACGAAGAAAAACCCACUUUUACCGCCUUUUAAGAGGCGCGAAGGCGGACAUUUCGACCUUGACAGAAACUAUCCUACUGAGACGGCAACGGGCUCGUAGCCCAGUGGGUAGAGGCGUUGACUUCUAAAUAACAGGUCGCGAUUUCGAGCCUCGGAUGUUCCACACUUCGGGGUUGAGUAUGAAUGCCGACGACGGCCAAUAAGCCAGAAAUGGCCAUUCCAGUCUCCCUUGUCUCUGCCAGUAAUGCCAUACUGCCUAUAUCAUGCGCCGCUGUGCGGCUGCUGUUUGGGCUCGAGAGAGAGAGAGCCCGUAAGGCACAACGGAACGAGUGAGUUCCGUAAGAAUGAUCGGUGAGCGCCCCCUACCAUAGAAACUAUCCUUUUUGUCAGUAUUUUUCUCGUUUUGUGUGCGUAAGCAUGUAUAAUAAAGGAAACAUCUUCCUUAUGAUAGUGCGCCUAAUUAACACAGGGGGGCUAUUUAUUCCGUGGGCAUUAUUUUUGUAGAGCCCAACUAGUAGGACAGUGAAUUGGUCCUAGUAACAUGUUUCUGCACAGUAUAAGCAAAAACCUAAAAUUGUUGAGAUAAUAUGAACUAUUUUUAAAACUUUUGUAAUACUACGUUAAGCUUACGGAUUCUAGACAGAACCGAGGCUAUUCCAUUGGUACUAUCAAGCUGAUGUUAAUAGUACGCCAACCAGGUAGUGUCGAUUCUGCAAUUUUAGUCCAUCAGCAUAGGUCCUACAGGUGAGUAGGCAGAACAACUUGAAAUAGAGGGUCGCCAUGUGAAUCAACUUGAGUAAAACCUGGUAGGGCGGAUACUGGUUGCGGUAAACUAGAAAGCACGCAGCGGCUUUUGGUAAAGAUGAGAACUUUCGAAUGGAAAAACGACGUAAGCUGUCGUGAAGGGUGUGCAGGCGAGUACUUUAGAUGUGGUAAGUCAGCUCAACAGAAAUCGAUAGAGAAGCAGUCUACCACUGUGAAACUAGGCAGAAAUUAGCAGAAUUAACUGCGCAUUCUUUCACAUAAUCUUCCUCAUCAAAAACUGCACAGCGGUCUGCAGAGGCUUAUUCCCAAACCACUAUCUUCAAAUUGCCUCCAGUAAAGAUGUCAUGGGGUUUGUUUUCGUACUUAACGUGCUGAAGUCCAGUCACAUAGUCAUUUCUGGCUGACUUAGUUGCCUCCUCGUAUGGGCGUUCUAGUUAACAGCUAAACUGCAGUGCACAGUGUUUUCGAUAUCUAUGACCACUAGUUAAGCAGGCGGAACAGACUUGGAACGUAUGUCACGCAUUGCACAAUAACCACGACGAAAAUGUUUUUGUAAGGUGUCUGUUAGUUAAUCUACGAUGAAGGAUUGGGUUUGAAGCAGCCCUUUAUACAGAGUCAGGAUCUCCGCAAAGAGAUGAGCGCAGCUCGUUUAGUCUUACAUCAUAUAGGAGUUCAUAUCAAGACUCGAGUGUGAUUUUGUACGCAGGUUGUCGACUGGAAGGACCAAUGACCGAUCCAAAUUAAGGCCGGAUAGAAUACAGUUUUCAUUCUAUUUCGACGAUGUAAUUCUAAUUCUGUCGUCAGAAGAACUUUGUAUGUUUUGCGGUGGAUUUCUGGCGUUCGGACAUUGAUUUGGAAAAAAAGCAUCUUCCGCAUAACAGAUGGCACAGCCUUCGAGACCAUAGUUAGAGUUGGGAUACGGAAAUAUGUACCCUUGCCUCCUCUAACUGGUCAUCUGUAGUAGGUGCGUACUUAUUCUCCUGUCCAACCGUGAACGAUAGUUGGCAAUUUUAACUAACCUUUCCGCGCCUCUGUAAUAAGACAUGUUAAUGUUUCGUUCAGGUGCAGUAAAUCAACCGCCAAAGAAUGGCAAACGUCAGUCGACUUGUAUUCACAAUUGGCCCCAGUAGAUCCUUUUACGCAAAAUGGACUGGAAAAUUCGGCAAUGACGUUUUCUUGGAUUUUACCUGAUUUAAACUGUUUCCCGAAAAUUGGAGUUAAGUCAUUUUAGCAAACUUAGGUAGAAGUCAAUUAGCACAAGAUAUGAAAAAGUGCCCACGGGAAACGGUUUGGAGAAGGACACCACUUAACUGAUGGCAGAUUGUGGAUCACAGCAUAGGGGUUUUUAUCUUGGCAUCCAUUCGCAGGCCUUUGUAGAUAUGACACUGUCAAUAACAAUCACUUCCCAUGACUCCAAACAAUCAUUCAAACUCCUUUGUCUUUCGAAAUUUACUUUUGGUUUAUUUUUAAUUACCACGCCCAUUUCCGUAUUCGCACGAAAGCGUACGAUGUGUCUUUCAGGAGAAGUCCAAACGAUUUCUGUGUUUACUUGCGUUUCGUCAGCUUACUGUCUAGUUCGCUGCCCCACCCGUAAAACUACCCUUAACGCCAAUCACGUAUAACACGAUCCAAAUUCUACCGAAAGUAAAGUGGGGUCCUUCUCCAUACCGUUGCCUGUCCAGAAAGUAAAUUUACCGCGUUUAGGUGCCCGAGCAAUGCUUGAUUUAAUUGACGACUCUUUCAAUAUUGCCUGAGGGUUCUUAAGUAAAGGUGAGAGGGAAGAACCCUUUGGAAGUCUGUCUACCCAACGGUGCAUCUGUGUUCUCAAUACUCUUUGCUUAAUGCCAAGCAAAUGACACGGAUAUUUCUCGGUAAGAUGUGGUUUGGUAGCCCCAGCUGAUCGACACAAUACUGUUGGGGUUGGGGUUAAGGGUUAGGGUUAUGGGUAAGGGCUGUAGGUUAGGAUUAGGGUUCCGGAUUAAGGGUUAUAGUUAAGGGCUACGGUUAGGGGUUAUCACGACUAUUUUUCAAUCAUUCAAAAUGCGACUGCGCAUUCCCAAUAGCCUUUCUUUUGCAUACAGCUACUUGACUGCGUCGUCUGUGCGUUCCCCGCUCCACCUGUAAAAACCCCUAUUACCACUGACCCCGUAUUAGAGGUGACUGGGGGUUUUUUUUACUUCAGGUGGGGCUACAACUCCACGUCCGACCGACUUCUCCCUUCGGUUGGUAUGUGAGUCACAUUUGCUGAUUCUAGCACUAUGUUAUCCCUUUCAUAAAUCCCGGGAUAGAGCAUUGCGAGUUCGGCUUAAAUGACAACAUAAAUGAGGGCAAUCGCAUCUAACGAAAUUUAAGUUGAUGUUCUGGAAAAGUUAAAUAAUGCCGGCAAAAUGCCUAACUUUCAAAACGCAUAUUUCUGUUCCACAUCAUUUGUAUCCUGUACCCUUGCUCACGUGGAACAGAAGUGUUUUACUGUUUCGCAGUCAUCAGUUAAAUUACCACCCAUGCGUGACUGCUCAUGUGUGUGUGUGUGCUCAAGUUGGGGUGUAAAACGUCAUGGCCCUUCUGGAGCAUGACACGAAGAUCCUAAAGAAAAAACUCAUGCGUCAGACGUUUUACGUCUUCGACCUCCGUUUAGCGUACACGGCGGUUUUGUUUCAAAUGCUUGUGACCUAGGUUAUUCUGCAUGUGGUGGCUGUCGAAAAUGUGCAGCAGAGAAUACUUUGCAACUUCAGCAGUGAGUAGAUAUAUUUGAUAAGUUGGCUUCAUCUGGAAAUGGAGGAUGGUAACGAGUCUCGCAAAUGUCUGGAUCAUCUAGGCCAAAUGUGUGCUCCCUGUCCCAGGAGGAUGGGAAAUACAGGAUAUGAAGCAGCGAGGUUUGAACAUAAAAGAAAAGGGACAACUGGUGAGAGGAAGAAGGAGUCAUCAGACACAUUUGGAUGUUGUUCCCAAAAGAGUACUAUUCUGGGGCAUCAGCGCAUGGUGAGUAAAAUACCAUUCGACAGAACAGAAAAGAAUUGAAGACAUGUUACUUUAAUCAAAACGCCACAUAAAAUAAAGACGACGUUUGGAUGUAAGAGAUCUGUCUGACAAUACGGUUGACAUCCUGUAGUUUUGCACGAUUUUUCCCGUUUCUGCAAACUAGGAAAACUGCCUAUAACUCUGACUACGGCAAGGAAUGGAGAAAUUAAGCGCCGGAGGAGGUGCUGCAAUCAUAUGUAAGAUAGCUGAGAUUGCCCCUACUUUGCUAUAAUCUCCUGGCAUUGUGCUCAGAAUUCUGGAAACAGUCUAAUGAGAAAGUGAAUAUAAAUCUACGUUAGAUAAAGAGACGCGAACGACUCGUCCUUCAUUGGUUCUUAAAGGGCAAGUCGUAGUAUCAGAAAAAUUGCACUUAGAAAUGACGAAUGAAAGCGAAAUUUCGAGUUCCACAUGUAUGCGUAAGUGAAGAAGAAGAAACGUCGAGCACCGGAACACUGUGGUUAUUGUCCUAAGCUUUCAGACUCGUACAGGGGUCCAUCGUCAGAGGUAGCAGCAGCAACAGCAGCAGAACAAACGACAGUUAUACGGCACGUAGGCCAAUCAUCGACCGACGGCGCAAGACUGGAGGUGACUACGCAGGGCUCUGUAUGCCGGCGCAGAUCGAUAAAUCGAUUGACCGAGUUCUCAUCCCAGGCCCAGGCCUCAAUCAAUUCUCGGCCUGGUUAGGUUUCGGCGUGGGCGACUAUUUUGGUGGCACACAAAGCAAAGUGGAUGUACUCAAAACUUAAGUCCCUCCAAGGCAAUUCGACUACCUCAGUUCGAUCAGCCUCGCAAUUCCUCAUAGACCUCCGGGUGAAAUCAUGGUCUCAUACGAUGUGACAUCGUUAUUCACAGCCAUCCCACCAAACUUGGCCUGCGAAGUCUUGCGCAAGAGACUUGAAGAGGCGUACGAUGAGACUCAGAAUGUCCUCAAAAUUGAACAGCUCAUGAGGCUGUUUGAAUUCUGUCAACAAACUUUCUUCACUUUUGCGGGAGAGACCUUUAAACAAAUCAAGGGAACCCCAAUGGGCUCACCAGUCUCCGGUUGA